Messenger RNA from Fusarium graminearum PH-1, 2798 nucleotides. RefSeq lists its product as uncharacterized. The transcript has 3 exons. The record is from RefSeq and is a predicted model, not a curated record. The coding region runs from base 374 to 1969 and encodes 531 amino acids. NCBI's taxonomy places the organism in Eukaryota, Fungi, Ascomycota, Sordariomycetes, Hypocreales, Nectriaceae.
CGACGGAUCUGUGUAAUACUUUCUUCUCUUUUAUGCCAGGUUCUUCCUUCUUUUGAAUCGUUCUUAUUUGCUGGAUAUCCUCGUCUCGAGAGUCCCUCACAUUCAUUAUAAACAACCACUUCCGGCACUUUCGAUAUACUUGAUAAACCUCUUGAUCUUGCCUCAACUUGACCUUGAGACUCUUCACGUACAACAACAAGUCCCCAACCAAUAUAGCUAAUACCAUCGAGUCACAACUCGACGACCACUCUUUGGAACACCACACAAAAAGGAAUCGAACACCACACCAUCCUUAGGCCGACAGCCAGUCCCAGCAAACUAUACCAAUACCAAUUAAUAACUAAACUCACCACCACAGCCAACUCUAAAAGAAAUGGAUUCCACAAUGAUGCCCCAGGCCAUUGGCCAAGGCCCUUUCUAUUUCUACAACACAGAGUCCAAGCAUGAUGUCCGACAACACUACCCUCAGCAACAGAUGCACAUGUAUCCCAUGGUCCCUACGCUUCCCUCCACUCCCGUCUACUCUCGACCCAGCUCUGCCAGCAACUCUCAGCCUCCCACGCUGUACAGCAAUGGUCCUGCCGUCAUGACUCCUACUGCUUCGCCUCAGCCCAUGUCGCAUAAGCCCGCCAUUCUGUUGGAGAACGAGCUUUACGAGAACAACCCUUACUUCCCAUCAACACCACCUCUGUCAACCUCCGGCAGCACUAUUGGCAGCCCCAGUGCCUGCGAGGUGCUUCAGACUCCCAUGAACCCCAUGUUCUCUGGUCUUGAUGGCCUUGACGGAUUCAAGGAGGCUCUGGAGCCUGUUGAGACAGCAGUCCUCGACUGGUCGAGCUGCGGCUCUCCUCCCAUGACACCUGUGUACCUCCAAUCUCAGCUUAGCAACACCGCCAGCGACAUUCUGUCCACUCCAUCUCUGUCUCCCUCACCCGCGCCUUACGCGCGAUCUGUGUCUACUCCGGAUUUGGACGUUGACUUCUGCGACCCACGAAACUUGACUGUCGGUACCGGCGCCAUCAACACCACUCUUGCUCCUGAGUUCUGUGCCGACGAGAUCAAGGUUGAGCACAAGAUUGCCUCGCAGUCUUUUGACUUCACCCCUGCUGCUCACGGCCUCCCCACCUUUGAAGACUUUUCCGACUUUGACUCUGAGGACGACUUUGUCAACAGCCUUGUCAACCUCGCCGAGGUGCCUACCAACGCUUCUGCUGACAUUACCCGACCUCGAGCUUGCACUGGUUCUUCAGUUGUCUCUCUCGGCCACGGUAGCUUCAUUGGUGACGAGGAUCUGUCUUUUGACGAGAACGAGGCUUUCCAGUUCCCUUCUCACUCCAGCCCUUCUUCCACCUGUGCUUCCACUUGUGCUUCUGAAGAUUGCCACCAGGACAAGCGUGUCAAGAAGGCUCAGUCUGAGGAGCGUCACACUGCUCCCAUCAUGAACGUUGCUGCUUCCGCUGCCGACUCUGGCAACACCCAGGAGUCUUCCAACCAGGCUGCUGAGGGUAGCGACUCUGGUGCCUCCUCUGGCUCCGAGGGUUCUCCUGCUCCCCUCCCCGCUCCUGCCAACCGCCGAGGACGCAAGCAGUCUCUUACCGAGGAUCCCUCCAAGACCUUUGUCUGCGAUCUUUGCAACCGCCGUUUCCGCCGCCAGGAACACCUCAAGCGUCACUACCGCUCUCUCCACACACAAGAGAAGCCUUUUGAGUGUAACGAGUGUGGCAAGAAGUUCUCCCGAAGCGAUAACUUGGCCCAGCAUGCCCGAACCCACGGCAGCGGUGCCAUCGUCAUGAACUUGAUCGAUGAUGACUCGCAUGCCUACGAUGCCUCUAUGGUAUCUGCCGACGACUAUAGUAAUUACGGCAAGGUCCUCUUCCAGAUCGCCUCCGAGGUUCCUGGCAGUGCCAGCGAGCUUUCUUCGGACGAGGGAAGCAACCAGGACAAGAAGAAGCGCAAGCGCUCCGACUAAAUGGUUUCAACACUAUUCAAUAUCUAACAUGAUCAAGAGAGCCAGUCGACUGUCUUGACAUAUGCCGAAACGACGCUGACGACCUUCUUCUUCUUCGGCCAUCCGCAUUCACUUGACGGUGGCAUUUGGGUCACGGAACAUUUUUCCAUUUGGGUUGCAACAACAACAACCUUGGGUUAAAGGGAACCAUAAAAGAGUGCAAGCGAUAAUGAUAGCAUUUACAAGUCGUCACUAUAACCUGUAUCAACAAUAUCCACAGCUUCCUCUACGCAUGACGACAACAGGGAGGACAUUUGAUUUUUAUCGACAUCUUGUUUUUAUUCAAGAGUUUCAAUGCAUUGCGACUGCCAAUCGUGCACACCGCCGUUUGAGCAUGGCUAUCUGGGCGACUUUGUUUUUCAACGGAUACAUCUGGCGCGAAGAGGGAAAAAAAAUUACUUGGUUUUUGAGAAUAUUUGGGAAUCCACACCUAGGAGCGAAAGAAGGUGUGAUGAGUUUGCUAGCGACAAAGACUACCAUACAAAUUUGGCUGCUUGCCGUUCUUACACUCGUUGUAAUCAUCUUGGGCGGCCAGAAGCUGGAACUGAAGGCUUGCCGGAGUGACGGUAUCACUUGACGGCGAUGGGAGAUGAAAGGGUCUUGUCUUUCGUCUUGCCAUAUUCUUGUGUUUACUCUAAUUCUUUGUCUGUCGUUUGCUUGCUGGAUUUAGAGAUGUCAAGGAUAUGAACGUGCUGGUCACAAUCACAGGACACUCAUUCAUCCUUACAACGCUACAUGUAUACAUUAGAAGUAUGAUCUAUUGAUCAACAAUUUACAUUGCUGCUACAUA